Messenger RNA from Paramuricea clavata, 490 nucleotides. Lineage: Eukaryota; Metazoa; Cnidaria; Anthozoa; Malacalcyonacea; Plexauridae. The record is from the annotation of a GenBank genome assembly.
AUGUUUUGCAGUUCAUGUGGCGUGGUUUGUGAGCCCGAUUCAUUUUUUUGUCACGCAUGUGGUUGUAGAGUUGACGUUACGGAGGGUUCAAGAACGGAUAUUGAUGAUAUAAUAACAGAUUACUUUUAUCGUGGCUAUCAAUAUAGUGCAAUUUUAGGUUUGCUUAAAAAGCACCAAGGAGUACAGAUCCAUGUAAGAACACUUAAAAGGAAACUCAAGGAGCUUGGAUUAAAACGAAGAGAAGCUAAUUAUGACGAAGAAACUGUUCGACAGUGUAUUGAGCAGGAGAUGCAAGAAGCAGGUAGCCUGGCUGGGUAUCGUUAUAUCUGGCAUGCCCUGAGAUUGAGACAUCAUCUGAAUGUCCCACGACGACUAGUAGCGAUAAUCAUGAAAGAAAUCGACCCUGAUGGAGUUAGAGCGAGGAGAGCUGGGCGGUUGACAAGAAGAAAUUACAUUUCCCUUGGGCCAAAUUUCGCAUGGCACAUUGACG